This is a messenger RNA of Adineta ricciae, 1215 nucleotides long. NCBI's taxonomy places the organism in Eukaryota, Metazoa, Rotifera, Eurotatoria, Adinetida, Adinetidae. The record is from the annotation of a GenBank genome assembly.
AUGCCAAUAUUCAUUCUCAACACGAGUACAUCAAGUCCAGCUCCUACAUUUCAGAAGAGCAGGACUUGGAUUUCACUGCAGCGCGUCUUGACAAGAGAAAUCUCAUUACCACCAAUACAUAUUGAACCUUAUGUCCUGCUCUUUCCGAUUACAUCCUAUCACGAUCCCAUCAGAAGUGCCAUCAAAGAUUUUCUUUACUACAUCCGCUUUUCAUUAUGUAUUACCUCAAUCCAGACACUCACUACCCUCAACGUCAGUCGGAACGGAAUCAGUGCUGAAGGAGCACAACACAUCGCGGAUGCGUUGCGAAUGAAUACGACACUCACCACACUUGACCUCUGGCGCAACGAAAUCGGUGCUGAAGGAGCACAACACAUUGCUUAUGCGCUGCGAACCAAUACAACACUCACGACACUUGACCUCCGUGACAAUCAAAUCGGUGCUGAAGGGCCACAACACAUUGCGGACGCCUUGCGAGCGAAUACGACACUGACCACACUUGACCUCGAAGGGAACGAAAUCGGUGCUGAAGGAGCACAACACAUUGCUUAUGCGCUGCGAACCAAUACAAUUCGAAUUCAAGUUGAAAAAGGAAAACGUCUUGGUUUAGUUAUUCGUGGUGGUGCUGAAUAUGGUCUUGGAAUUUUCAUAUCUGGUGUUGAUAAAGGUUCUUUAAGUGAUCAAGGUGGUCUUUGUAUUGGUGAUCAAAUUUUAUCAGUUAAUGGAAUUGAUUUUCUUCAUAUAACACAUACAGAUGCUGUACAAAUUUUACGAAAUCUUGAUGAAAUGAUAUUUCAUUUAAGACAAAUUAAUAAAUUACCUAAACCAAAAGAAGAUAUUCAAUUGAAAAGUCCAAUUCCAAUAAGAACAAAUCGAAUAAUAAAUUCUAAAAAGAAUUUUAUUGAACAAAUUCUCAAUGAAAAUGAUCAAAUUUUAAUGAAAAAGAAUUUAAAAGAUUAUUUAGAAGAAAAAUUACAAUUAGAUGAAUUUAUCAAAGUCUUAUUGGAAAUUUUAAAUAAACAAAAUCAACAAUUUCGAAUUGAAAUUAUCGAUUCAAUUCGAAAAUUUCUUCGUUCUAAUGAUUUAGAUCGAUUUGAUAUUCAAAUUUUAAAAGACGAUUUAAAUACUUUAAAGUUAUCACAUGAACGAAUUUUACAUCAAUCUGUAACACCAUCACGAAUGUCAAUGUCUUCACCAAUGAAUAAUUUGGUUUGA